Colletotrichum graminicola M1.001 is the source of this 912-nucleotide messenger RNA. RefSeq names its product methyltransferase domain-containing protein. Bases 1 to 912 code for a protein of 303 amino acids. The transcript has 2 exons. Gene Ontology annotation, molecular function: S-adenosylmethionine-dependent methyltransferase activity. The record is from RefSeq and is a predicted model, not a curated record. NCBI's taxonomy places the organism in Eukaryota, Fungi, Ascomycota, Sordariomycetes, Glomerellales, Glomerellaceae.
AUGACAACGAAAAACACCCAUCCAGACGGCCCCAAGGUUCCCAUCUUCCGUGCCAUGGACAAGACCAUCGGCUCGCACUGGGAAGAGACCAUGAUCGAUACGAGCCGCACCAUAUUGGGGCCACUAAACGCGCGGCUCGUCUCGCAGAUGGGGCUGGGCGCGGAGACUCACGAGCCCAUUGCGUUUCUAGACAGUGCCUGCGGGGCGGGGCCCGCGACGCAGGAGCUGUAUAAAGCCGUUCCGCGGCAGGUUUUCCAGAAAAGCGAAAUUGUCUGUGGCGACGAGUCGCCGAUGAUGGUUGACUUGGUGAAGAAGAGGAUCAAGAACGAGCAAUGGGCUGGGGCUCAGGGAAGAGUCAUAGAUGCAACGGACUCUGGGCUGGAAAGCGACUCAUUCACGCACGUCGUCAUCAGCCUCGGUCUCCAUGUCAUCCCGCGCCCGGACACCGUCAUCAAAGACGUCGUCCGGAUCCUCCGGCCCGGCGGCGUCUUCGGCUGCGUCACGCCGCACGCCGAUCACACGAGCUGGGUCGUCGACAUGCGGACCGCCUUCGCUUCCUUACCCUUCGAAGCGCCCUUUCCCGAGAAGAACUGGUCCCAGGUCCACAAGGUCGGGCGGUGGUACGACGAGGCGUGGGUGCGGACGUACCUUUUGGAGAACGGGUUCUGUGCCGUGGAGGUGCGUGUCGAGCGCGGGACGAUGCCAAUCAGGAACGCAAAGCACUGGCUGGACAUCUUUGGGCCGGCCACGGCGUACCUGUUGAACAUCGAGUGGAGCGAGGAGUUGAGGGCGGCACAUGGGCUGGAGGAGGUGAAGGCCCUGAUUGGACAGCAUUUGGAGGACAAGUAUGGGGGAAAGGGAUGGGAAAUGGGUUAUGCAUGCAUUGUUGCUUCAGGGGUUGUGCGGAAGUGA